AUGCCCGAUGAGUUCCUUGCUAGGAACCCCCCCCCGCUCUGGCUCACUCUCUACCACAUCGUCACCCGCCUCCCUGACUCUCUGCGCGCAGUCAGGGAUCACUUCCUAGCUCGCUGCCCCACUGAGCUCACCAUUGCCCUCCUCGAGAAGGAACUACUUGCAGCUGAGGCGAGCAUCGUCGCUGUAGCCUCUGCUUCUGCUGUCGACCUCCUUGGUGCUGAGAAGGUCGGGACGGCGUCUGCUCCGAGCGGGCGCCGCAGGAGCAGAGGGGGCAGGGGUGGAGGUGGCGGCGGGGGAGGCGGGGGUGGAGGCGGUGGGAGUGGAGGUGGGGCUGGAGAAGCUAGUGGCGGCAGUGGGGGUGGUGACGGCAGCGGCGGGGGCGGUGGCAGGGGCGGGGGCGGCAGCGGAGGCGGAGGUGGUCGUGGCAGCGGCAGGGGAGGGGGUGGUCGAGGAGGUGGCGGCGGCGGUGGUGGUCGUGGAGGCGCUGGCGGUGGUCUGAGCCAGCAGCACACUCCGUCGCUCCAGGAGGCCCGUGAGUGGUAUUCGCAGCGCCGGGGGGCGGGUGGCUUUAGCUGCACGUACGUCAUCCGCACUGGUGACCGCACUGGUCAGACGUGUGGGAGGCCGCACCCCACGCAGCGCUGUUUCUCGCGCCUUGACGACGCUUGGCGCACCCAGUUCCCUGAUGCCACUGAGCUGCCCCGCUGGGCUGAUCUGGAGAGGAAGGGAGUUGAUAUCUGGGCUCUAGACUUUGAUGCUAUUCUCACUGCCAUGUAUGCGAUGUUUACUAGUGGAGAGGGUGCUCAGUACCUGCGUGUUCCGCCCGAUCCGGGCAUUCUGACCAGUGAGGCUGCCGCUCUAGGUGCUAGUGAGUCUGUCCCCCCUGGUACUGAGUCGACUGAGGCACUGCACACCUUCACCCUGGACUCAGGUGCUUCUCGCUGUUUCUUUCGUGACCGCACUGCCCUUGAGCCGCUCGCUCGGCCAGUUGCUGUCUCCCUCGCUGACCCCUCUGGGGGUCCGGUCAUUGCGACCUCCUCCACUGUUCUUCCCUGUCCUGCGGUCCCGUCGGGCACACUGUCAGGUCUCCACCUCCCCUCGUUCUCUACGAACUUGGUGGCGGGUUGUGCGCUCCAGGACGGGGGUGUUCACCAGUUCACCCCUGCCUACGAGCGCGUGACACACUGCACGUGUGCUCGGACGGGCCGUCACCUGGCUACCUUCACUCGGCAGCCGGGGUCGGACCUGUACACACUGACCACUGAGUCCCCUCAGGUAGCUGCGUCCGCGUCUGCGUCAGGUCAGCUGUCGGCCCCCUGCUCGUGUCGCUCUCUGGUGCACGAGACCGUCCUCUGGCACCACCGACUUGGUCACCCGUCUGUGCAGCGCCUUCGUGCCAUGCACAAACGGUACCUUGUCUCUGGUCUUCCCAGGGUUCUCCCUCCCCUCCCACCCUCGCCUGCUCCUCCCUGUCUUCCCUGUGUCGAGGGGCGGCAGCGCGCCGCUCCUCACUCCUCCUCCUUUCCCCCGACGACUGCUCCCUUGCAGACGCUCCACCUGGACGUGUGGGGCCCAGCCCGCGUCCGUGGACAGGGUCAGGAGAGGUACUUCCUGAUUGUUGUUGACGACUACUCGCGCUACACCACGGUCUUCCCCUUGCGCACCAAGGGUGAGGUCCCUGAUGUCUUGAUCCCUUGGAUCUGCAUAGCUCGUCUCCAGCUCAGCGAGCGUUUCCGCUCGGACUUUCCUGUCCUGCGUUUGCACUCUGACAGAGGUGGUGAGUUCUCUUCCGACCUCCUGGCAGCCUACUGUGCCGAGCACGGCAUUGAGCAGUCGUUCACGCUUCCGGCCUCUCCACAGCAGAAUGGGGUUGCUGAGCGCCGCAUUGGCCUGGUCAUGGAGGUCGCUCGUACCUCCCUGAUCCAUGCGGCUGCUCCCCACUUUCUGUGGCCGUUUGCGGUCCGAUACGCUGCGCAUCAGCUCAACCUCUGGCCCCGUGUCUCCUUGCCGGAGACUUCCCCGACACUGCGUUGGACGGGAGAGGUUGGCGAUGCGUCGCGUUUUCGGGUCUGGGGAUCCCGAGCUUUUGUUCGCGAUACUUUUACCACGUCACCUCGCGCCGGGUUCUGCCUUCUCAGGACGUCACUUUUGACGAGUCCGUCCCCUACUACCGCCUCUUCCCCUACCGCACUGCUCCGCUCCCCCCCCCGCCUCUCUUCCUCGCGCCAGGUGCUGCUGUGGUAG
Molecule: messenger RNA, 2244 nt
Organism: Closterium sp. Yama58-4
Lineage: Eukaryota; Viridiplantae; Streptophyta; Zygnematophyceae; Desmidiales; Closteriaceae
Source: the annotation of a GenBank genome assembly